This is a messenger RNA of Fusarium mangiferae, 639 nucleotides long. RefSeq lists its product as uncharacterized. The record is from RefSeq and is a predicted model, not a curated record. Bases 1 to 639 code for a protein of 212 amino acids. Lineage: Eukaryota; Fungi; Ascomycota; Sordariomycetes; Hypocreales; Nectriaceae. The transcript has a single exon. Gene Ontology annotation, cellular component: multivesicular body. Gene Ontology annotation, biological process: late endosome to vacuole transport via multivesicular body sorting pathway; vesicle budding from membrane.
AUGAACCGCCUCUUCGGCUCCAAGCCCGCGGGCCCCAAACCCACCCUCAACGGCGCCAUAACCAACCUCGACACCCGCAUAUCCUCCCUCGACACCAAACUCAAAGCGCUCAAUGCCGAGCUGGGCGCCUACCAGGAAAAGCUGUCCCGCAUGCGCGAAGGCCCCGGCAAGCAAGCGAUGAAGCAGAAAGCCCUCAAGGUGCUGCAGCGCCGCAAGGCGUACGAGGCGGAGAAGGACAAGCUCGAGAGCCAGGUGUGGAACAUGGAGCAGGCGAGCAACAUGCAGGACAACCUGAAGAACGUGAUGACGCAGGUGGAUGCGAUGAAGACGACGAAUAAGGAGCUGAAGAAGCAGUACGGCAAGAUCGAUAUCGACAAGAUUGAGAGGUUGCAGGAUGAGAUGGCGGAUCUGAUGGAUGUGGGUAACGAGAUUCAGGAGAGUUUGGCGAGGAGUUAUGAUAUCCCUGAGGAUGUGGAGGAGGAUGAGCUGGAUGCUGAGUUGGAGGCGUUGGGGAUGGAGGUUGAGAUGGAGCAUGAGAUGGGUGGUGCUGUGCCGGGUUUCCUGCAGGAUGAGGUCGUGCCAGAGUUUGUGGACGAGCCUCCUCAGACUGAGGACAAGGUGAAGCAGGUUGCUGGUUAA